AUGACAUGUUUUAGUGUCAUUUUCAGUAUCAUUUCUUCAGCCGGUAUUUUACACAUACAGUUAUUUUAUAAAUCAAAUUACAUAUUAAUUUCAAGGUUACAAAUAAUAAUGAGUAGCAAAUCCGAAAAGUUCCUUCCACAAGUUAUUUCCAGGAAUACACAUGAAAAAAUUAAACCAGAAAAUAUUACCAUUAAUAUCGAAGAUGCAUGCUUACCAUUCAAAAAGCAGUCUUCAGAAGUGAAAAAAUAUAAAAAUCACGUACAUGCUCUCGCUCAGCCUAGACCCAUUCACCCGAUAACCAUAACAUGGUCACCUGAUAUAUUGAAUUUUACAUUGGAUAACACUGCUGUCACUAAGAGAUUAACCCUGUUAAAUGUGUGUCCUAGAUCAAUUUACAUUCAUUGCUGCGGUCUUUUGAAUGACGAGGCAAGACUUGGAGCACAUUGGCACUGCUAUCCCCGAACCAGAUUUCUUUUAGCUCCUGGCGUUGGGGCUAGAAUAUUUAUCCGCGCAAAACCUAAAGAGAUGUGCCCUAUUUCAACCUCUCGAAUCGGCUUACAGGUCGCAGCAGCAUAUAAAAGGGAUUACGUCAUCGCAUACUUUAUGAUUCCUAUACAAGUACAAUUCAGGAAUUACGUCAUGCUUGAAACUAAACAAGAUUCAUCAGACUAA
This is a messenger RNA of Parnassius mnemosyne (clouded apollo), 672 nucleotides long. Lineage: Eukaryota; Metazoa; Arthropoda; Insecta; Lepidoptera; Papilionidae. The record is from the annotation of a GenBank genome assembly.